UCAUACAAAUGUGACCACUCAAAUCAGCAUGUGUAGAUUUUAUAUUGAACACUACUCAGAACCAAAUCACACACAUGCAGGCUUGCAAAGAGAGAUGUCCGCCAAAGUUCUUACAAAGAAAUCUUGCACCCAUUAUCAAUUUAUUCCCAACAAUACUAUGUGUUGGCAUGUUCAUCUUAUUUCCCAGGGCCUCGAGGAAUAGUAGUGCAGGUUGUUGUUGUCACAUCAACCACAGUAUAUUAACAAUGAGGCUGUUUGUUUAACCACUGCUCCUGAUGAUAUUUAAAAUGACUUGUUUUUCUCAUGUCAAUAGAUAAAUAUUGAAUCUAUAUUAUAAUAUUGAAAAUGCUCAUGAUGAUAAAUAUGUGUCACUUAUCUCUGCAGGAUGUGCGGUGGUGAGCACCCCACGCAAUGUGUCAGUUUUAGAUGCUCAGUCACUUCCCCCUGCGUCUAUUCAACUUGACUUGUAGACUCAUAUAGAAGGCCAAAAUGGUGAAUUAUUAUCGCAAAGAAGCGGAAGCGUCCGGAGCAUGUGGCGUGUCAGCUCUGCUAAGAUUGCAAAUAUCCUUCAGGAUCUCAUUAACCACUCUGACUUAAAUGAUGGAAAAUCUGUCCUCCACUGCCAGAAGGCAAAGGUGGCCAGUGGAGGUCAACAGUGCUCCAUCCUGGAAGAAGUGGGUCCUCUUUGCAGCUUCCUCUCGGAAUCCCUAUCAGAUGAUGACGAUGAUGUCUUUGCAGACGGAUGCUUCACAGGAAAAGCAGAAUUCUUGCAGCAGAACCACAGGUUGGAGCCCUGCUUGCAUAACAACUCUCUUUGGAGUUUGGAUUCAGCGUUAAGUGGCGGAGAUGUUCCAUCCAAAGUGGGACUUGCAAUGCACCCUUCCAGCAAGCGAAGACACAAUGACCUCUCCAGCAAUAUUCCGGAGGUGCUCCAGUCACAUUCAGUAGAUGCCGAAGAGAUCCUGUGGCAGUUGGGCUUUGGCUGCGACGACCCGCAGCCCACUGUGCGCAUUCCCCCUCGCUUCCUUUCCUUCCCCUCUCAAGCUCGGGGUAUCAACUUCCGCCUUUUCUUGGAGUCGCAAGUCCGAAGGAUGCGUGAGGAGGACCCCACCCUGUGUUUAGCAAGCCGUUUCAGACAAGUCCAAGCUCUGACCGCAAUGGCCAACGCGUUCUACUCGCUGUACUCGCACGUGUCCGGCACGCCCCUGCUUAAACUCGGAACUCCGCAGUUCACCUUGUCGCCGCCCACCGAGAGCGUGAGGAGCAACCUGAGGAGCAGCGUGAGGACCGAGCCGCGCUCACCCGUUGAGAGGCUCAAGGAUACCGUCUCCAAGAUGUGCCUCUACACCUCACCCAGGACAAGGUCCAGCUUGCCUGAUUUGGACAAUCCAGUUCCCCAGCAGGUCCAGAAUGAGUCUAAGAAUGUACUGGGAGAAGAAGACUGCAGUUUGGCAUUACAAGUGGGGACAGAUACACAUGCCAAGCAAAAUGAUAGUGUCACAAUAGAGGAUGAGUUAAAACAAAUUGGCACGGUAACCUACGAGAUCCUCAAUCCAAAGAUAGUUGAGUGUGUCCGCCAAGCAAAUGCCCUACAUCACGUCUUCCCUGAAGUGUCUUCAGAUGUCUGUCAAUACUCAAUUGAUAUCUGCCGUGCAAAGAUUCCAAAAUGCAUCAAGGACCUCAAGAAGUGCGAUGAGGGGCUCAACUUAGAUUCGGAGAUGGGUUGUGUAGGAGAGGAAGAAACAGCAAGAGAAACACCAAUACAGCAAAUUAAAGGUGGUGAGUUUGGCUGAUGAAGAAACUUCGGACAAAGAUAACAUACUUCGAUGAAGCCAGUUGGGAAGAAAAACAACAGCAACAAUGCCCCUGACAAUAAUUGACGGGUGAAGCAACCCAAGCUAAAUUACUGGACAGUUUUUAAAAUAAUUGAACUCGUACGCAUUAAAGGGUAAGUCAGUUUUUUGUUGUUUUUUUUUUUUUUUAGUUUUUAGGUCAUAUUUAUCAAAUAUUUUAGCAUUUUCUGUGUUAUUUAAACAUUUAAUUUACGCAGUCUCAUUUAUGAGUUCGCAGAGAAAAUAUUUUUAUGUAACAUGAAUUUCUCAAUGAUGAAUGAAUGAAUUCCACUUGUAUGCAUAUAAUUCUCCAAUUUAUUAUAACAGUAACAGGUUGCAAAAUAGUUAAAAGUGCAAUUGAAUUCGGUCAUCUUUGCAACAAACUUGAUUUGGACUACAGUACUGUGUUUUUAUGGUCCCCAGGGGGUCUAUUUAAAAAUGGGAAAUACUUAAAAAAAAAAGCAACACUUUAAUACAAUUCUUCUACACAAGUGCAGCAGCACACAGAAUGCUGGAGAAAUUUAAAAC
Molecule: messenger RNA, 2360 nt
Organism: Syngnathus acus (greater pipefish)
Lineage: Eukaryota; Metazoa; Chordata; Actinopteri; Syngnathiformes; Syngnathidae
Gene: tespa1
Product: thymocyte expressed, positive selection associated 1
Exons: 10
Coding region: 531-1793 (420 amino acids)
Molecular function (GO): signaling receptor binding
Source: RefSeq, a predicted model, not a curated record